AGGGGAACUGCUACUGGGGAGCCCUGCUUCCCGGGCUUCUGGGUCAGAUCUUGAUGUCAUGUCUGCUAUGCCAAGAUGCCAUCCUUGCUUGGGUUAAAGUGUCUGGGGAAAUUGUGCAGCUCUGAGAUAGGCAAAGUUCCCUCACCAGAGAGAGCCAGCCUCAGGAACUCCCACAGGAGACUGCUUAUUGAGGACCUGAGUGUCCCCGAGACUCCUGACCCUGCUCAUCGCAGGCGUGGCACAGUCAUACAUCUGGUCUAUCUGUAUUCUGCUGGCUGUGGUCCACCAGAGCUCAGGUUUAGCAGCUAUGAUCCAUCCGUGGCCCAUCCUCAGGACCCUCACCACUCGUCGGAGAAACCUGUCAUUCACUGCCAUAAAUGCGGGGAGCCAUGCAAGGGCGAAGUGCUACGGGUGCAGACCAAGCAUUUCCACAUCAAAUGCUUCACCUGCAAAGUGUGCGGCUGCGACCUGGCCCAGGGGGGCUUCUUCAUAAAGAACGGGGACUAUCUGUGUACCCUGGACUACCAGAGGAUGUAUGGGACACGGUGCCACGGCUGUGGGGAGUUCGUGGAGGGCGAGGUGGUAACUGCCCUGGGCAAGACCUACCACCCCAACUGCUUCGCCUGUACAAUCUGCAAGCGCCCAUUUCCACCCGGAGACCGAGUCACAUUCAACGGGAGAGACUGUCUUUGUCAGCUCUGUGCACAGCCGAUGUCUUCCAGCCCUAAAGAAGCCUCCUGCUCCAGCAACUGCGCCGGCUGUGGAAGGGACAUUAAGAACGGACAGGCGCUGCUAGCUCUGGACAAGCAGUGGCAUUUGGGCUGCUUCAAGUGCAAGUCCUGUGGGAAGGUCCUCACCGGCGAGUACAUCAGCAAGGAUGGCUCCCCAUACUGUGAGAAAGACUACCAGGGGCUCUUUGGGGUGAAGUGUGAAGCCUGUCACCAGUUUAUCACAGGAAAAGUCCUGGAGGCAGGCGACAAGCAUUAUCAUCCCAGCUGCGCACGAUGCAGCAGAUGCAAUCAGAUGUUCACAGAAGGGGAAGAAAUGUAUCUGCAAGGUUCUACCGUGUGGCAUCCCGACUGUAAGCAGUCCACUAAGACAGAGGAGAAGCUGCGGCCACCAAACAUCCCGCGCUCUUCAUCCGAUUUCUUUUACCCCAAAAGUCUGAUUCGUCGCACAGGACGGUCCCCAGCUCUGCAGCUUCUGUCGCCACCCUGUCUGAUGAACUCCAACAAAAACCCCAGGCAGCCCACCAGGACCUCCUCUGAAAGUAUCUAUUCUAGACCAGGCUCCAGCAUCCCUGGUUCACCAGGCCAUACUAUCUAUGCAAAAGUAGACAAUGAAAUCCUGGAUUACAAGGAUUUAGCAGCCAUCCCCAAGGUCAAGGCGAUCUAUGACAUCGAGCGUCCAGAUCUCAUUACCUAUGAGCCUUUCUACACAUCAGGCUAUGAGGACAAGCAGGAGAGACAGAGCCUUGGAGAGUCUCCAAGGACUUUGUCUCCAACUCCAUCUGCAGAAGGUUAUCAAGAUGUCCGGGAUCGGAUGAUCCACAGGUCCACCAGCCAGGGCUCCAUCAACUCCCCUGUGUAUAGCCGGCACAGUUACACUCCAACUACGUCUCGCUCGCCCCAGCACUUCCACCGACCUGAGCUCUUGUCUCCUGGUGUGCACAGGUGGUCUCCCCUGCGCACCAGCAGCUUCAGCUCCACCCACAGCGACUCCCGUCCCAACCCCCCCUUCCGACACCACUUCCUCCCCCAUGUCAAAGGCAAUGAGCCGUCCAGCGGCCGGAACUCCCCUCUCCCCUACCGGCCCGACAGCCGCCCUCUAACUCCAACUUACGCUCAGGCCCCUAAACAUUUCCAUGUUCCAGAUCAAGGGAUCAACAUUUACCGAAAACCACCCAUCUACAAACAGCAUGCUGCCUUGGCAGCCCAGAGCAAGGCUUCAGAAGAUAUCAUCAAGUUUUCCAAGUUCCCAGCAGCCCAGGCGCCAGAUCCCAACGAGAUACCAAAGAUUGAGACGGACCACUGGCCGGGUCCCCCCUCACUUGCCGCCGUAGGAACUGACCCGAGGCGCAGAUCAAGUGGCAGAGAGGAAGAUGAAGAGGAGCUUUUGAGACGCCGGCAGCUUCAAGAAGAACAGUUGAUGAAGCUCAACUCAGGCCUGGGGCAGCUGAUCCUGAAGGAAGAGAUGGAGAAGGAGAGCAGAGAAAGAGCAUCGCUGGCCAGUCGCUAUGACUCUCCCCUCCACUCAGCUUCCCAUGCUCCAUCAUCUAAAACUUCAUCUCUCCCUGGUUAUGGAAAGAAUGGCCUUCACCGGCCAGUUUCCACAGACUUCGCUCAGUACAACAGCUACGGAGACAUCAGUGGCGGAGUUCGAGACUACCAGACCCUCCCAGAUGGCCACAUGCCUGCAGUGAGAAUGGACAGAGGAGUAUCCAUGCCCAACAUGUUGGAACCAAAGAUAUUUCCAUAUGAGAUGCUCAUGGUGACCAACAGAGGGCGCAACAAAAUCCUGAGAGAUGUGGAUAGAACCCGGCUAGAGCGCCACUUAGCCCCAGAAGUAUUUUGGGAGAUCUUUGGGAUGUCCAUACAGGAAUUUGACAAGUUACCUCUUUGGAGACGCAACGACAUGAAGAAAAAAGCUAAACUCUUCUAAGUCCCUCGAGUAAACGACAAUCAGGAAACGAACUCUCAGUGGCGGUGGUGCGUAGAACAUUAUGCUAAGGCCCAGAACUGAUCAGAGAAUUUGUUCACCACCGUCUCCAGGCAGCAACGCCAAGGGCAAGUCUGAUCUCAGCACCCACGAGCCACAUCCUGGGCCAAGCAACAGUAACCCUUGCCAAGCAACGACGGGGUAGAAUUUCUAUGUUCCCAAAUUCAGCAGUAACGUCCACAUGGGACCUUUUCACGUGACUCUGUGGGGCUUCUUUCUCCUUUUCACUUUCCCCUUUAACCCAUGUCUGACUUAGUGCUGCCUGUGUUGGUAAGAGUCAGCAAGUGCCCUUAGGAAGCCACACGGAGGGGAUGCUGGGAGUCCUGACAUAUGAAUCUAUUUAUUAUGUAGUACUGUGGCAGAGAAGGAAUCCAGGGGCCUGCACUGAUCGGGUAGCAGCUACUUUGCCUGUCCUUGGCCGUCUCCCUCAGCUCUGCCUGGGCUCCGAGGGAGAUGGAAGUCCGUCAGGGAACAGGUAGUUCUAAGUGCGUGGCUAAAUGAUUUGGACAAGCUCCUGUGUGUGCUGAGACCUGGCUGGCCAGCUGCUAGAGGGGAAAAACAAUUAAGACAAUGGAAAAGGAAAAAGGAAUGAAGGAACCUCCCUCCCUGAAAGCUUUUCCUGCUUCUGAGACUGUGUUCAGCCCUUUCCCCUAUAAAUUGAUAGGAACUGUGUGUCCACCUUUCCAAAGAAAGGAAAGACAAAAAGAGUUUCCAGAUUGGCCCAGCUGCUGAUAGGUGAUUUUUUUUGCCCAUGAAUCAUGUAUCUCUUAGAGAAGAAAAUUCUAUGCCCUACCACAUCACAAGAUCUCCUCCUCAGUGUCUGUCUGUCUGUCUGUCUGUCUGCCUGGCAUCUGAUGGGUCAGGUCAAGCCCGUGCUGGUUUUGACUAAGGGUAGAGACUAAGGGGAGACUUGUUUUUCUGAAGUAGACUGCUUUCACUCGGCCUGAUGGACAAGCCCGCGUGUGUUCACGUCUGUGUGUAACUCACCCAGAGCAGAUCUGUGAGUCUCGAUGUGCUUUGUAAUCUCUGCUUGAGUGUUGCCCAUACUGGGCUGUGGCUUUGAAGGUCAUUUGCACAAGAGCACGUGACCCAGAGAUGGAGAAGUGAGGUUCAGGGAGGGUGCUUAGAGACCAGCCUGUUCUUUGAGCUGUAGAGACUCAUGCUGGAUUCAAACUGAGAACCCUGGAAGGAAGGCCAGGCUAGUUUAGGGCUCAGCGCGUCUCACCAGAGCCCUUCCAUACUCUGUGACUCUCAGUGUGAAUUGGAAUGCAAUUCUUUCCCUAAAAUGUGUGGAAAAGGCCACAUCAUGAGGACUGGUGUGAGUUGGGGUAGGGUCCCCAGAGUCUCAGGAAAGAAGCUAGAUCACACUGAUUCUCCUGCCGUGGAUAUGAGUUAAAACCAAGUGGUAAAGCACUUGGAUUCACCCCCAAUGACCACUCAGCACAAAAUGCAGAAAUUCCUUCUGAAGGACUAAAGCGACCAGCUGUCUGCCACACCUGCAGUAACACAGAGCAACAGAUUCCCAGCCCGUGAUGAGAGCCUGUAGCUCGUGACACACUUCUUUGGGUUACUCUGCUACAUUUCUGUAAGAGAGUUAAGUCUGAGAACUAGUCUCGCAAGUGUAUCUGUUAGUACACUCUGCAAGAGGACUGGACUGCUGGCCUAGGUAUAUGGAUCUCACGCCUCUUGGGGAGACAGAUUGCAAAAAUGGGUUCCCUGCAUGUCUCCGGCUUCUUCCCAUGUUCUCAUUGUUUUUCUCUAGCUACCCUACUCAUCACUGGCUCCCUCAGCACCAGGCCUGUAUAACGUGGUUCUCACGUUACCCUGGCAGCAUACAGGAUGGGGAGUCUGGUGUAUUCAGUGUUCACAGUCAGCAGACAUGGUGACCUGGUGGGAGACUUUAUUUAUCCAGUGUGGUGAUAGCAUGACCCUCCAUGCUUCUUACUGGUUAAUGCUAUUUCUCACAAUGAUGCAGAUUAGGAAAAUUGAAGUAUUCAGGAAACAGGGGUGGUUGCUAAGGUUCCGUACCUGCUCUUUAUAAAUUUAUAGUGGCUUUAUCCUGACAUAGGAAAGUUCAGCUGCAGGGGAGGAGGAGGAGACAGUCUUCCUCUUUAAGUUACAGAGAGCCGUAAGCUAAAGGACCUGCCUAGGAUUAUAAUAUUUGAAGAAUGAACUUUUAAAUUCUUGCAAUAACGAAACCCUGCCUCCUUGACUAUUUGAACUCAGUUCUCCAUCUAAACUGGGAAAAAAAACAAACAAAGAAACAAACAAAAAAAAUAACAUUCCGUAUUAGCAUAGUAGUCCAAAUUGUAUCAAGCAAAAAAUGUAUGGCUAGACAACACCAGUAAGAAUCCUGCUGCUCUGGGGGAGGCGGAAGGAGAGCUGGAAAGUCUGGAGUAUCGCUCCGUUCCCUGGCAGAAGGUUCCAGCCAGGAGGAUGUGCUGAAGAUGGUCUGGUCCUAACUGCCAGACACAAUGUCCGUGACAUUAAAGGCUCCACAUGAUUGACCACAGCAUGGGAGAGCGGUGUUCUUCACUCGACUCCACCCUGCUGGACACAGGAAAAUUUCAAUUGCUAAAAAAAAAUCAAAGCACUCAUUCACUUGGGGGGAGGAUCCUACGCAGGGGGGACUUGGUGCGUAUAUUAAGGGCUAUAUUUUUCUAGCAUUUGACCUACUUGCGACUUGAUACAGAUUGCAUAGCCUGAAAGAGGCUUCUGUGGCCACCUGGGAGUCUCAGUGUUUUCUUCAAAACUUCUCCAAGAGAGUCCAGGCUCUCACAUCGUCUUCCUGUGCGACCUAUUAGAGAGAUGAAAAGCCUUUGAAAACAGCUAGCUCUGCAUUUUCAUACUAGUGUAGAGUUUGUUAUGAAAUAUUUUUACUAUGACUCCUUCAACAACUAAAUACGAACUGCCUGUUCUCUAAACCUCAAGGAGAAAAACUGGAGUUAAUGGGUAAUAAGGUGCAAAAUAAAGGGGUAAGGGGGGAGUUUUCUAUCUGUCCUGUUCUCUGUUAUCUCCAAGUCCUGAUUCUGUUGCCUCCAGCCCGAGCCUCCUCUCCUCUUCUCUCCCGAGACACAGCCUCACCCGUCAUUUCAUUCUCUAUCCACUGUCUGUCACCUCCAGCAUGGAAAGGUUCAGCUGGAGACAUUUCUGAAACAGACUACUUUACUUUGAAGCAAACGUCUUUUUUUUAAAGAUUGCUUCACCAAUGAUGCUGUCAGAUAUAUCUGCUUUCUCAAGUUUAAAAGAAUUCAAAUUAACUUCCUUUGAGUCUUUGUUAAAAGAGAAAAUAAAAAAAUCUCAAGCAAACUUGGAGUGGCAGUCCAGGGCAUGUCGCAGGAGCAGGAGUGGCUCCAAGCUGUGCUCUCCAUGAACUCUGGCUCUGGGGAGAUUUCUAGUAACUCUUCAAUCUGUACUUUCUGUGCCCGCCUCGGUUUUGAGUUGCAUUUUUUUUUUCUGUUGUUAGACAAACCAGGGCUUUGUAUGCUUGAAGUUCACUGUUUUGUGCCCCCCUUUGAAGAACUUUCUAUGCAGAAAUAGAUGGUCAGGGUUUCGGAUUUGCAGUGAUGUGUCUUCCGGUGGCAAUGGACAGGGAAGGAGCACCCAUGUCCACUGGAACGGGAGAACAAGCCUUCGGCAUCUACAGGGUUACUGUUUGCAUUUUCUACCCACAAGCAGAAGGAGACAGUGACAAUGGGCAGUGGAUAGCCCUCACUCGUGAGUGUUUAAUGUUGCAGCAAACUCACCAAGAAGGAGACAAAUGGCUGUUUCGAAUGGAAGCUUUCUCAGCAGACAAUGUGUGCACAGUAAACUUCAGCAGAGUCCACUUGUUCUCCCGGAAGCUUAAUGUAAUUGAAUGGCAGUUAUCACUAAAUAAAAUUCUUUUCUGAGUCUCUCCCGAGAGUGGCAGUCCUUUGAAUCGCUUCCCAGGGUGAAAGAUGGAAAGAGAUGAGCCUAAGGAUACCAGGUUCAAAACGGUUAUGACCAUACACACAGGCAUUUUACCUUAUGGAAGAGGAGACAGUUGUUCAUGGAAUUGAUGGGGGAGGUAGAGGGGGUCCUCUAACAAAUAUGUCUGGUGGUGAAUGUGAAAGCUUUCCAUGAGAUGCCAAAGACCCUACAUCGAAUUUCCUUGAAGAAUGGUUCACGGGAUUUCUGUCCCUGAUGAAAGACUGCCCAUUCACCUUGGUUCCCUCCCCUUGUGGCUAAACGAAAGCAAAUGUCCGGAAGUCUUGAGAAGCUGUGUCGUGUUCCCUGUGGAAAUGAGUUGAUGUGUGCCAGUGCUGAGCACCUGGUAUUGAGGUACAGAGGAGGGCUCCGCCUGCAGGCACUGUGGCCGCUGAGCUGCGUGUUCCCAGCUGCCUCUGUUGCGGACAGCCCGCUCCACUCUCCACCCUGUACUCCAUAAAUAAAGCUACGUGCUUCUGCCCUGAG
This is a messenger RNA of Mus musculus (house mouse), 7152 nucleotides long. It is a transcript of the gene Ablim1, whose product is annotated as actin-binding LIM protein 1. Gene Ontology annotation, biological process: cytoskeleton organization. Gene Ontology annotation, cellular component: cytoplasm; stress fiber; cytoskeleton. The coding region runs from base 76 to 2661 and encodes 861 amino acids. The record is from RefSeq and is marked validated. Gene Ontology annotation, molecular function: actin binding. The transcript is spliced from 26 exons. Lineage: Eukaryota; Metazoa; Chordata; Mammalia; Rodentia; Muridae.